AUGGCUACAAUCUGGGUACUUUUUGUCCUAGGCCUCACUUGUUCAUGGACGCACGCCGUACCGCUGGUGGAAAAUUGGUACCUCCCAACACGUUGCAAUGAUGGGUCUCAAUCUAGUGUAUGUCAAAACUAUGAACGCUGUAAAGCGACUCACCGCUGUAAUCGAGGAGACGAAGACUACGACGUUGAAGCUGCAACUCUUAAGAGUUACACAAGAGAAUUUAAAGAAGGAGAGCGGGAGCCUAUUGCACUUCUAAACGACUUUGAAGACUGGAAGUCAGGAACACAUCACUGGAAAUUUCAGCACCGAGGUAGCGUUACCAAUGACAGCAUCUUGGAGCCAGAUACUUGGAUCGGGUGGGACACAUUCACUUUUCCUGUCAUCGGAUCGCUGGAACUCGCCUCGGGGGAGUUAUUGUUCGACACGGAUGAAGUGACUUUGCGUGGCGAUAUCCAGCUGGAUGGCAUUUUGACAACGACGCGACUUGGUGGAACUUCCGUCGCGGUGUUCAAUUUCAUUACUGUGUAUAUCGGAAACGGAGUCCGUGUCCGCUUUCAAGGGAAUCGAGCAAUUGCCAUUUUGAGUCGAAGUAGCUUUAUCGUGGAUACUGAGUUGCGUUUGCGGCCAGGUACGCUCGGUGGCUUCCCUGGAGGUGGUCUUAUCGGUGCGAGUAACAAUCGAAAUGGGCCAGGAAGCUCCAAUGUUCGUGUAUAUGUAAAGACUCUCUCGACAUGGGGCAAACACGUGGCCGAAGUGCAAGAGAUUGAAACUUCUACAGCUAGCGGGCAACGUAUUCAAGGAUACUUUGUACUCCAGUACCCUAGUAAUACGAGUCUUGGCCUGAUGACGUCGUCGAUAUCGUAUGCUGCAACGGCGCUAGACGUACGGCGUCGAUUGGAAACUGCGUUCCCGGAUAUUGGAGAGAUCAACGUUGAGCGCGACGAUCAGCUUGAGCAAGUGCCUGAGAUUGGUCGACUGUGGCGUGUGACCUUUUUGUCAGCAGUUGGGAAUGUCCCUCAGCUUCAAGCUAAAAGUUUUCUUUCCGGAUUAGAGACAAAAGUAAUCACACGAACGAUUGUAAACGGCAACGAACUCUCGGGAUCGUUCCGCCUGACAUUUCUAGACACUAGCACGCGCUCGCUGGCUCAUGAUGUAUCACCUGCAAACCUUCGAAAGGCAUUAUUAGAAGACUUACCUGUGCUUAUUGAUGCCCGUGUCGCGCGGACAGACGCUAAUGGCCAAUGUCUACAAGGCUCAACAUUUGCAGAUCAAACCGCAAGCUCAUCGAUAAUUGCGCUCGAUUCAAAUGUUGAUGAAAGAGUGUAUCGAGCGUCGGAAUGGCAGGUACCGGAACAAGAACUUGCUGGAAUUGCAGAUAGUACGAAAACAUCUCAAGUGGGACGCUGUCGUGCAGGUCGUGGUAGUGCCGGAGGUUUUGUUUGGAAACUGCAAUUCUGGACACGAGAGGGAAAUCUAGAAGCCACGUCGCCAAGCUCCAGCUCAAUGUUAGAUAUUUUACCUCCCGCUGCUUUGACAGUGAAUGCCUCAAAUAUUCAAGGCUUUCAAGCAACGGCUGAAGUUGUUGAUUCUCAGUGCUUCUCACUCGCUUUCGGUGGGUCUGGGGCUUCAUUUUCUCGCUCCGGCGGUGCUGGCUACACUCCGUUGUUUGGUCCGACGUAUGCAGAUGAAUUAGUGACAGAUCUGCUGGGUGGAAGCGGAGGGGCAGGAGGCGGACUGGAACCAUUCGAUGUGUUUCCUAUCCUCGAGCCAACACAGGGUGGUGCUGGUGCCGGUGCCGUGAUGAUUUCGGCAGUAAAUGAUAUUCUUUUUGGUUCUAAUGCUCUCAUUAUCGCGAACGGAGGGAAUGGUAGUGCAGGCUUUACACCAGGAGGUGGCGGUUCUGGUGGCUCAGUGUUGAUAGUAAGUGGGGCCACGGUGUCGAAUUACGGCGUACUAGAAGCCACGGGCGGUCACGGAGGACUUGGAUUUAAUAUGGACGUCGGUGGGGGUGGAGGAGGCAGUGGGGGUCGAAUUACCAUCUAUGCGCAGAGCUAUUCAUCGUGGGGAGCUGGAAGCCUACUUGUUAGUGGAGGUUUAUCAAUGGAUCAAGGUAGAAAUGGCAAUGAAGGAUCUGUGAACGUCAAAGUUCGCACCAAUUUGACCAUGCAAAUAGAUGGUACUAUAGGAGCUGCUGGAACAGCCAAGUCUCUCCUGGUGCAUGGCAGUGAAGGAUAUGCUAGUCAAUCGUCAUCUUUAUCGUCACAAGAAAAUCAAUUUAUUCAAAACGGACCCCGAUAUGUACUUGACGAAGCCAGUCAACCUACUCGUAUCUCGUACUUUGUUCGAGUCGGUAAUCUCAAACGUGGCGCACUCGACACUAACCGUGGGGCUAUCUUUGUAAUUCAUGCAAGUGAUGCGGCAGACAAUGAAGCCAUGAUCUCCGUCGCACUGAUCGAUGGCAGCUUUGCGCACGAGGCAAACACGUUGGAAUUGCCGCGGCAAUUUUUUCAGGACAAACUACAAACUGAGCGUUGGUACAAACUAGACGUGACACUCGAUUGGCAAUCACACACGUACUCGAUCCGGUUAAAUGACGUUUUAAAGGUUAAUACAGCUGCUUUCCAAGGCGAAAGCGUUGCGGCUUUAAGUCUUAAUAACCUUCAUGCCAUGUCUACCUGGUGGGACGAAAUCUACGUUGGAGUUGACUACUUGCUAGGGUUCACAUGUCCCUGGGUCCAACAAAUUACGGAUGAGACUAAUGAUGGAACGAACGAGGGGGCACUUCUUACGAAGAAGCGUUCUUGGCGUAAGUUAUGGGCUGAGAGUAUCCAGAAGCCAUUUGCUACAUCAUACCAUCCCAUGGUUCGUCAUGAAAGUCAUUUGUCAAGACAAGAAGUGUACAAUCACGAUAAUGGUGGACUUGCUCCAUUUGAUGGCGUGCCACAUCGAGCUUUUUUUAAUGACGUUCAAGAGCAGGAGAGUGAGAAUCCAGAUCAAGGUAGCUACGAGGAGCAACAAGCUAAGAUCGUAGCGGGGAGCGAUGAAGAGGAAGUGAUAUCAUAUGCUGAAAUGCUGACCAUCGAAAAUCUUCCACUUGAUCGAACUAUCGUGGAGCCACUGGAAACUAGUUUCGAGUGGGAGGGGAGUGUGGGUGCAACAAGUGCUGACGACGUGGCUUUUGAACCUGAUGUCUCAAUCUCUCCAAGUGUGUAUUGGUAUUCAGAGGUCUUGAAUAUGAGCACUGGUCGUGGAGCCAUUGGUGCUUGUUCAAGUAUUGACUACAAUGAAUGGCGGAAUGAAGGUCUUAUGCUUCAUUUUGAUAAUCUAACGGACCCUAUCGGAAACCAUCUCAAAGAGGGUGGUGGCCUACUUGGUGAUCGUCCCAAGGUUAUUUUUAAUCGCCUUACCAAGCAAUUUGUAAUGUGGAUGCACGUUGAUAAUGCUUCAGUUUCUAGAGUAAAUACUAUGGGUCUUGCAGGGAUUGCAAGUAGUGAAUAUCCCAAUGGUCCCUUUUCGUUCCACCAUAGUCAAUACCCAGAUGCAGCACCGUUGGAAGCACCAGGAGGAAUGAGUAUCAACGAAACCUAUGACCAGACGCUCGCUACUAUCUCGACAGCCAACACACAAGAUGCAGUAUACCUCAUCCGAACCUACUACAAAACGGUCGAGUACUGGUUACCUCGUCCUGUGAUGGACCCACUCUGGCAAAGUGUGCAAAAGCCAAGCGAGACAAAGCCUGGAGAAACAGUGACUGACUUUGGGAUUAAUUACCAUAGAGCGUUCUACCACACGGGUUACGACGAUCCAACAGAUAUUUAUUUGCAGCGGUGGAGAAUGGAAGACAUACCGUGGCAAGUUAUUUGCUGCUCUCCCACAAAUACUAGUGAUUGCAUCUCUGUCACGGAUGUACCACAACGACCGGAAGAUAUUUGUCCGAAUGGUAUGAAGAAGAAGACCAUUGUAGGUCAAGCGCAGACCCAAUCUCGCAAUGCGACAACACCCGCUCUAGUGACGUCGCGUUAUAAGGAUCCAAAUGAUGGUGACAACAACGCGAUCGCCUCAACAUCUGUACUCUCUUCUACGUCUUGGGGAUUACCAGUGCAAAGCACGAUACCAUGGCGAGACAAUUACUUUGAUGCUCUCAGCACGAACAUCACACUAUUCAUUUUCAGUCGAUUUGCCGCACGCCAUGUUAGUAAGAGCAAUCAAACGAUCGAUUACACAAUUUCUAGAGAAGAAAACGUGUCACAAAACAUUAUUUUAGUAAAUGACUCGGAGGUUUUGGAUGAAUUAUUGGGUUCAUUGGGUGUUCCAAUAAGUUUGGAUUUCAAAAGCAAGUAUUCUUCCUUUGACCUUGCCGAGAUUGACCGAAAUAGUGAUGGGAAGAUCACAUCUUAUGAAAUAGCACAGCUGGAGGAGCAAAGAGCGCUCAACAAGCUCACAGCUGAUCUGGUCAAUGCGCUACUUGCGGACUUUAACAUCAUGAAAUGGAGACAAGUGGAAAUUCUGGAUGCAAACAAUGACAAGGUGAUCAUGUUUCAGGAGUUUGAAAAUUGGCUGGGAGCUGAUCCAAAUUUACUCUUUGACCGCUUUGAUUCUGACAAAAAUGGCUAUCUGGAUGAAGCUGAACUGGCACAAUUGCUCGUGUAUCGUCAAAUACCAAGGUUAGAUACCAUCAUCUUCUUGCUCGAUCCUUCGUUCGACGGUCGCGUAUACUACGAACGAUUUCGGUCGCUCCUUGUUGAAGUUCCUGACUACAUGUUCAAGGUGUAUGACUUAGAUAAUUCUAAUACGCUCUCUCAAACUGAGAUCAGUCUUAUCGUUCACGAUCUUGGUCCAGAUCUGGCGAUUCCAGAAGUGUUUGAAAUUCUUAAAAACAUCACUUCAAAUGCCAUUUCGAAGACUGACUACGCCACUUGGCUCAGUGCCGCGACUAGUCUCGUUGGUGAUAUUCGCAACAAGCUGAAAGUGGACAACGCUAUUCAUGCCACUGGUCCCGACCGCCUGGUGGGACCACUGCACGUCGUAGAGCGACGACGAGCCAAGUAUGUAGCCAUCAGUGCGCUCACUGAAGAUUAUCUUCACACUCGGGGUCUUUUGCGUGAGGUCGAAGGCGAUUUUGAAGGACGAGAGGCACUCAUUAACUUUUUUGCCUUUAGUGAAGGUCUUUUUGGUCUCACUGAUGCUUCGGAUGGAGCUGUUGCCGGUGACGAGAUCAGACCGUUUCGUGAAUUUCUGUCACCGGCAAUGGUGCACGAUCGACCUUCAUACUGGAAUGGUCGACACUGGGAAGAUUUUCAAUCAGCUCCUCCGUUAUUCACGUAUGGCUCGCAGUGCUUCCAUGUCGCUGGCCUGAAUGGAAAUAUAGCAGACGAGGACAUCAGUGGCUGCUUACCGUGCCGCACGACGUCGCCAUACGCUUCAGAUGUAGUCGAUCAAUACCAAACAUUUAAUGGAAGUACUGCGCAUUGUCAGCCACAGGAAGAGCUAGACGCUUAUAUGACAGAAAUUGGCCAAAUAGUGGCCACCCAGCUUCAGUAUCAGCAGUAA
Messenger RNA from Plasmopara halstedii, 5550 nucleotides. Its product is annotated as carbohydratebinding protein. Bases 1 to 5550 code for a protein of 1849 amino acids. The transcript has a single exon. The record is from RefSeq and is a predicted model, not a curated record. NCBI's taxonomy places the organism in Eukaryota, Oomycota, Peronosporomycetes, Peronosporales, Peronosporaceae. Gene Ontology annotation, molecular function: calcium ion binding.